This is a messenger RNA of Ilex paraguariensis (yerba mate), 1875 nucleotides long. The record is from the annotation of a GenBank genome assembly. NCBI's taxonomy places the organism in Eukaryota, Viridiplantae, Streptophyta, Magnoliopsida, Aquifoliales, Aquifoliaceae.
UCUCUCUCUCUCUCUCUCACACACACACACAGAUUCAGCAUGGGCCAUCCUAAAUUCUUUAUUUCAUAAAUCACCCCCCCUCUCUCUCUGUCUCUCUCUCUCUCCCCCGUCUCUAUAUUUUAUAACUUCCAAACCACCACCUUAAACAAAAGCACAGAGAGAGACGUUCACAGUCUGCACCAUCAAUGGCGACCAUGGCCGCCCUUUUCAUCAAAACUCCAAACCGAUCUUGCUCCUUUCCCAAAACCCACAAAACCCAUUUCACCUCACCCUUCAAUCUCUCUAUCUCUUCUGUCGCACAGCCAAAAACCCACUCCAGAACUCGAAUUUCUUGCGGGUUGAUCGACCCGGAUGGUGGCAAACUCGUUGAGCUCGUCGUUGAUGAGUCCCAGAAGGGCACCAAGAAGAGACAAGCUUUGUCUUUGCCCCAAAUCAAGCUCUCAAAGAUCGAUCUUCAGUGGGUCCAUGUGCUCAGUGAAGGUUGGGCUAGCCCUUUGAAAGGGUUCAUGAGAGAGUCUCAGUUCCUCCAAACACUUCAUUUCAACUCGAUCCGACUUGAAGACGGGUCAUUCGCCAACAUGUCGGUGCCAAUCGUGCUCGCCAUCGAUGACUCGCAGAAGAAUCAGAUUGGUGGGUCGACCAGUGUUGCUCUCGUUGAUUCUAAAGAUAAUCCUGUUGCAAUUUUGAGCGGCAUUGAAAUCUACAAGCAUGUCAAGGAAGAAAGAAUUGCAAGAACUUGGGGUACCAUUGCCCCUGGUCUACCUUAUGUCGAGCAAGCAAUAACAAAUGCUGGAAACUGGCUGAUUGGAGGGGAUCUGGAGGUUAUAGAACCAAUCAAGUACCAUGAUGGCCUCGAUCGGCUCCGACUGUCCCCAGCAGAACUCCGUGAGGAAUUCAUGAGGCGGAAAGCAGAUGCAGUGUUUGCUUUCCAGCUGAGGAAUCCUGUGCACAAUGGCCAUGCUCUGCUGAUGACUGACACGCGUCGUCGACUUCUUGAAAUGGGCUACAAGAACCCUGUCCUCUUGCUUCAUCCACUGGGAGGCUACACAAAGGCCGAUGAUGUUCCACUUAGUUGGCGAAUGAGGCAACAUGAGAAGGUGCUCGAAGAUGGUGUUCUUGAUCCAGAGACUACAGUGAUUUCUAUAUUCCCUUCUCCCAUGCACUACGCUGGACCAACGGAGGUGCAGUGGCAUGCAAAGGCUCGGAUAAAUGCAGGUGCAAACUUUUACAUUGUCGGACGGGACCCAGCUGGAAUGAGCCAUCCGGUGGAGAAAAGAGAUCUAUAUGAUGCUGAUCAUGGGAAAAAGGUACUGAGCAUGGCUCCUGGAUUGGAGCGGUUAAACAUACUCCCUUUCAAGGUGGCUGCAUAUGAUAAGACUCAGAGCAAAAUGGCAUUUUUCGAUCCAUCAAGGCCUGAAGAUUUUCUCUUUAUCUCAGGGACCAAGAUGCGAACUCUUGCGAAGAACGGGGAAAACCCUCCCAAUGGAUUUAUGUGCCCUGGUGGUUGGCAAGUCUUGGUGGAAUACUAUGAUAGUUUGGCUCACACUGAGAAUGGUAGAGUUCCUGAACCUGUCCCAGCAUAAAGAUAUUGGUUUCAUGGAGAUGUAAUCCCAUUAGUUUGGGAGAGACCUUAAGAUUUACUAUUCUCCAAUGUACAACUGGUUCCAUUAUUGUAAAAAUUCUCUUUCCAGCUCUCCAAUAAAUUCUGAGGCACUGGUACAGAGACAAAAAACUUUGGCAUCUCAAAGCUGUGCACUUGUGUAUGUGUGCACAUUGUAUCAUAGUACCCCUUGUGUUUAUGUGAAUGAAAUUCAUUGUGGUUUGCCUCUUUUCAUGCUGUGUUUCAAAUAAGUGUUAGCUAUGAUGGUUCGAGCC